Molecule: messenger RNA, 2568 nt
Organism: Drosophila kikkawai
Lineage: Eukaryota; Metazoa; Arthropoda; Insecta; Diptera; Drosophilidae
Source: RefSeq, a predicted model, not a curated record
AUGCGCUUUCCCGCUGCACCAGCAAUAAGAGCUGCCAAAUUUGUGGUCAGCGCCAUCAUACGCUGUUGCAUUUCCCAGCGUUGGCUCAGGACCGAUCGUCAAGCCACACACCGCUGCAUCCGAUUCGGUCUGCCACGACGCACCCUGAUGCAUCCGCAGCUGGGGAGAACAUCCUAUUCAGCAACUUCGGCGAAUGGGGCCUCCCGAAAUGUGCUCCUUGCCACUGCUCGUAUUGCCGUACGAAACCCGGUCAACGGGCUACAAGCAGUCAUAAAUGCUCUCACCGAUCAAGGAUCUGAGGCAACCAUAGUUUUGGAACACGUCGUACAGUCCCUGCAUCUGAGACGGUGCAACACCUGGGCAUCGAUUUUUGGGGUGGGCCCAGGGGGCGGUCGUCGUUGCAACCUUAGCUUCAUACCGCAGCGUUUGAAUCAUAUUCGAGGGCUCCCCCUGGCAGAUCCCAACUACGCCCGGUCGAAGAGAAUCGAUCUCAUCUUAGGAGUGGACAUGUUGGCGCAAAUCAUGCUGCCAGACACCAGGAUCGGAUUACCCGGCGAGCCUAUAGCGCAGAAUACACGCUUCGGAUGGACCCUUUCGGAACGUGCGGAAGGAGUAAGAGAAGCAACACAAUUGCGCUGUCAUCGAGUGCAGCUGGAUACGGAGGCAUUGCUGAAGCGUUUUUGUGAGGUCGAGUCAGUUCCGGAUCGCCCUAUAGCGACGGAAGGGGACCUCUGGUGCGAGUCGUUUUUUCAGAAGACCCACGUGCGUCGACCGGAUGGCCGCUACGUGGUCAGGUUGCCUUUUAAAACCUAUCUCGAUCCGACCAUGGUCUUAGGAAAAUCCCAUCAGAUGGCGCUUAAUCGGUUUCUACAGAUGGAAAGGCGUCUGUCUAACAAUCCAGACCGUUGGAGCAAAUAUGUGGAUGAGAUUGAGGAAUACUUCGCGCUCGAGCAAAUAGCGCCGGCUAUGGACAGUGAAAGCAGCACAGUAAGGAGUACGGCCGCGAACAGGCAUGUAGCCUCUUGUGUACUUCCGCAUCACGCUGUCUUUAAAAAAGAAAUUCUGUCAACCAAACAGCGAAUCGUCUUCGAUGCCUCCUCAAGGACUAGCAAUGGAAUAUCCUUAAACGACAUUUUGUGGACUGGGCCUACUCUUCAAAACGACAUGUCUGCAGUCAUUCUCAACUGGCGGAAAUAUCGAUUUGUUUUUACGGCGGAUAUACAGAAAAUGUAUCGCUGUAUCGAUGUUCACCUGAAAGGCGCCAAAUAUCAGCGGAUUUUAUGGCGGGCGGCGGAUGGGUCCAUCACUGUGUAUGCGUUGACAACGCUAACCUUUGGAACGGCUUCGGCACCCUUCAUGGCGAUCAGAGUCAUUCAACAAUUAGCGAAGGAUGAGCAGUGUUCGUUUCCUAAGGCGGAAGAAGUAUUGAGGGACGAGAUCUAUGUGGACGACAUUCUUUCCGGAGGGCAUACGAUAGAAGAUGCGGAGGAUAAACGGGCCCAGGUCAAUUUUGAGAUACCACCUAGUUUCACCAAAAGGACGAUCCUGUCGAGCAUAGCGAGGCUGUUCGACCCACUAGGUUUCAUCGCGCCAGUCAUCAUCUCGGGAAAGUUAAUAUUGAAGGAGGUAACCAUGGCUAAGAAAACGCAGGACAACGGCGCUAUGACGGCUCUGGAUUGGGACGACGAGGUUCCUAAGCCUCUUGCGGAAAGGUGGCAAGCAUUUCGGGACGGCUUGCUAGGGGUCGACGGCCUGAGUAUACUGCGGUGGAUUCAUUAUUCCCCAGGAUCCAUAGAAUCAGCUCAGCUGCACGCGUUUUGUGACGGGUCUUCCACAUCCUACGCAGCUACUACUUAUCUAAGGCUCGACCACGGGGACGGAACGUGCUACGCCUCGCUGUUGGCCGCAAAAUCAAAGGUCAUCCCUACUAAACCCCUAACCAUACCAAGAACGGAGCUGAGUGGCGCAGUGCUAGCCGUCAAGUUGGUGAAAUGGCUUACAACGGCUAGAUGGCUAAAUGACCUUCCCAUCCAGACCUUUUAUUGUACGGAUGCCACGAUUCUUCUUCAUUGGCUGCACGGGGACGUCAAUAGAUGGAAGACGUUCGUCGCCAACAGGGUCUCCUUCAUUCUGGACCACUCGUCGCCAUCGCAAUGGAGACAUGUAGGUACUAGCGAGAAUCCAGCAGACUGUGCGACAAGAGGGCUUCCUCCGAGCGAGCUGAAGGACUUUGAUUUGUGGUGGCGAGGCCCGGAGUGGCUUACAUGCAAGCAAGGUGACUGGCCUUCGACGGAGAUCGGGCAGGUCGACAUAAACGAUGCCGCGCUGGAGGCAAAGGCGGACAAGGUACGCGUUCACCUCGCAGUUUCGCAACCAUCGUUGGUUGAGAAGUUUUCCAGUUUCAGCCAGGCGGUGAGAGUCACAGCAUUUAUACUUCGGUUCAAAAGCAAUGCUAUUAGCAAAGGAGAAAGGUAUACCGGUCCCCUAAGCAUUAAUGAGCUCGACUAUGCUUUACUCGCCAUCGUACGCAUCAUUCAAAGGGAGUCCUUCUCGUCUGAGCUAAGAUGA